AUGACACCAACAGCAGAUGCUUACGAUCCGGAACGUGCUACGUUAUCGCGUCCAGAAGAAUUGAUUUCUGUGAUUGAACCAAAGGAGAAUGACGCAUCACAAACGUCUCCUGAAGCCGCUGUAACCGAAUCAACUCUAUCGUUAUCAUCAGCACAAAACGUUCCACAAUUCUUAGAUUCAAGUGUCAGCAUUUCUACUUCUAGAGGUACUACAUUUAGAGGGCGAGGUCGUUCUCGUGGAAAUCGUGGAGGGUUUAAUGCUAAUAAUAGAUAUGGUACUAGUGCAAAUAAAAAUGCGACAUUGGUGGUUGAGAAUAUACCGAAAGAAUUCUGUACGCUUGAUAAAGUGAAUGAAUUCUUUAAAAAGUUUGGUACUAUUACCAACAUCAACAUUGAUAUUAACUAUAACAAAGCCAUCAUUCAAUUCAGUAAUAGUUCAGAAGCAUAUAAAGCUUAUAAUUCUCCGGAGCCAAUUUUUGAUUAUCGAUUUGUUAAAGUAUAUUGGUAUAAGGAGAAAGAAGAGCCACAAACUUCAACUUCCACAAUACCAAAACCAGUUUCCCCUGUAAAACCAGAUCAUACCAUUGCUCAACCAGAAAUUUCACCUCCAGCUAAUGCAGCUGAAAAGAAAGAGGCUGAAGAAAAGGCUAAAAAACAAAAGGAAAGUCUUAAGGCAAUGCUUGAGAUUCAAAAACAAAGAGAGCAAUUGAUCAAUAGACAGAUUGAAGAACAAAAGAAAUUGAUGGAACUUGCUAAAAAGAAAAAUGUAAACUCCAAAAAUCGGGAAGAAGUUCUUAAAAGUUUGAGCAAAGUUUCUGAAGAUAUUAAGAAAGAUUCGAAUGUACCUGUUCGAAAACCUUCUUUGAGCGGAGCUAUUCAUCCAAAAAGUUUAUUGGAAGAAAAAGAAAGGGAACAGUUAGAUAGAGAACUCGAUAUUCUAAGCAAAAUAAACGAGAAUAGUGCUGCGAAUGAACCUUCAACUUCAGCAGCGUCAUCU
Molecule: messenger RNA, 996 nt
Organism: Funneliformis caledonium
Lineage: Eukaryota; Fungi; Glomeromycota; Glomeromycetes; Glomerales; Glomeraceae
Source: the annotation of a GenBank genome assembly